UAUCAGUAUCGAAUUUGCUUUCGACAGAAGUGAUCGUGUGCGGUGGAGUGUAGUGCGACCGUGAGAUCUUGAGCAUGUAAACAUUGCGAUUGUUAAUCAAGAUCAAGAUGGGUCCAGUAGGUUUUAAAUUGUUUUUAGGGUUAGCAAUUUGUAGUGUUUGUUCUGUUUGCAGUAUUGCGCUUCCGUUUGAAGGACUUUAUGACUUAGACAUCAUUCAUUAUAAUGAUUUUCAUGCAAGAUUCGAAGAAACAUCAGUAUCAUUCCCGACAUGCCGUUUCAACAACAACUCUUGCCUGGGCGGGUUCCCGCGGCUGUACCACGAGAUCCAGGUCUUGCUGGAGGAGAAACCAGACGCCGUACUGUUGAACGCUGGCGACAGCUUCCAGGGCACCUACUGGUAUACACUACUCAAGUGGAACAUCACCCAGGAGUUUAUGAAUCUCCUGCCUCAUGAUGCACAUGCCAUAGGCAACCAUGAAUUCGACGACGGACCAGAAGGCCUGGCCCCUUACCUCGCUGCUCUCCGGGCCCCCGUGCUGGCAGCCAACAUGGACACCAGCGACGAACCUUCCAUGCAAGGGCUGUACAAACCCCACAUAAUAGUGGAGAGAAAGGGACGGAAGAUUGGUAUCAUCGGGCUCAUUACCACUGACACUAAGCAACUGUCAUCACCAGGCAGAGUGAUCUUCACCGACCCCGGAGAAGCGACCCGGAGGGAAGUGCAGGCGCUUACUGAACAAGGGGUGGACAUCAUUAUUCUGUUAUCACAUUGCGGAUUGGAUGUUGAUAAAAAAUUAGCGAAAGACCACGGCGAGCAUAUAGAUAUAAUCAUUGGUGGCCACACUCAUUCGCUGUUGUGGAAUGGGCCUGCGCCCAGCGGCGAGGCUGUGGCGGGCUCGUAUCCUGUCUUCAUUGAGAAUACCGCUUCUGGGGACAAGGUGAUGAUAGUACAAGCAUCUGCCUUUUCGAAGUACAUGGGCAAUUUGACACUGUCCUUCGACUAUCUUGGACGAUUGAUCGAAUGGGACGGGGGUCCUAUCUUCCUAAACAGGUCUAUAGAUGAAGACCAGGAAAUUAAGUCAAAACUGGAGCCGUACGCGAAAAUGGUACACGAAGCGGAGAAUGUAAAAAUUGGAGAGUCGAGUGUGUACAUGAAUUCGGAUGACUGUGUGUUCGGAGAGUGUGUUUUGGGAGACGUGCUGGUUGAUGGAUUGAACGAAUUCGGGAAACUACAUAUAAAUUCAAGUCAUGAUUUUCUGUCAUUCAUGCAACGAGGAAACAUCAAAGCUUCUAUACGAAAUGGAAGUAUAACCUACGGCAUGAUGUUCGAGUUGUUACCCUACAACGAUAGGAUACAAACGUUUGAGAUAGAAGGAAAGUACAUCAGGGAAGCUUUGGAGAGGAGCGUCAGGAGUGCGUGGGCUUACCAUCCCUUCAAAGGGCCCUUGGUGCUGCAAGUCUCGGGUCUCCGCGUCAACUACGAUCUAUCGAAGCCGGAGGGCGAGCGCAUAACUUCAGUGGUCGUAGGUUCGAGUGCCAGUCCGCUUGGCGACGACACUCUUUAUCAAGUUACUAUACCUGCAUUUCUGUCUGAUGGUGGGGAUGGGUUUACUAUGUUCAAAGAAGGCAGGAGGAAUGUACAGGUGAUAGGUCGAGACCAGAAUGCUUUCCAGGAUUACCUUAAGAAGUAUUCUCCAUUGAACCCUAGUCUUGAUGGAAGAAUUAUUAUCACUAACGGAUAGACGGAAAAGCUGUUUUUUUUACAAUAUUUAAAAAAAAACUGCUCGCAUUAAAGUCAGAAAUAUGUUUUAUGGAGUUAUUAAACUGUACCAUCAAUAGCACUUUAAGAUAUUCAUAUUCACAGCAAUCUCGCCUCUAUUACCGCGGCAUACAGGUCCAUACAACUUGUUGAAUUUAUUAACGUAAAUAACUAAGUAAUGAAUUUUCUUUCAUUACCCUCUCUCAUUUUCCAUUUCCCUCUCUCAUUUUCCAUUUUUCCCAGUUCUUCCUCAGCCAUAUUGUUAAGGCCUGAGCACAGAGUUCGCUUUCCUACUUUUUCUACUCCACUUCGCUCAGCCUCUCUUUAAUACACUACACAUAUGCAAAACAAUAAUUUUUCUCUCAUAGGGUUUUCUCAUAUUUCUUCCCCAGCCGUUGAGCUUCGGAACCCAAGGAUCGCGAAAUCUUCUUCAGACCUCAUUGCAUGUAAUUGACACCUCCAUAAUAGCUCCUGCCAGUGCUAUACUAUCCUCAUAAAUGUAUGUUGAAAAUAUCUGUUGUUUUUUUAAGUGUCGAAUAUUUAAUAAACCAAAGUUACAUUUAAAAAA
Messenger RNA from Plodia interpunctella (Indianmeal moth), 2327 nucleotides. RefSeq names its product apyrase-like. Gene Ontology annotation, cellular component: plasma membrane. NCBI's taxonomy places the organism in Eukaryota, Metazoa, Arthropoda, Insecta, Lepidoptera, Pyralidae. Gene Ontology annotation, molecular function: nucleotide binding; 5'-nucleotidase activity; metal ion binding. The coding region runs from base 108 to 1742 and encodes 544 amino acids. The transcript is spliced from 11 exons. Gene Ontology annotation, biological process: AMP catabolic process. The record is from RefSeq and is a predicted model, not a curated record.